Xyrichtys novacula (pearly razorfish) is the source of this 10542-nucleotide messenger RNA. The record is from the annotation of a GenBank genome assembly. NCBI's taxonomy places the organism in Eukaryota, Metazoa, Chordata, Actinopteri, Labriformes, Labridae.
UUUAAAGUCCCACUUUGAUCUUUUUUUUGUUUGCUUUAAUUUUCUGUUUAAAAUGUUCUUUGUUGUCUUUAUGAAGUUUUUAGGCAUAAUCACAUUACCUGUGUCACUUUCAAGGGCAGAUACAAAGUGCUCUCUAAAACCAUGUUAUAGUAGAAUACAGAGCUGCAACACUGCUUUUGAAUUUUGUUGCUGUGGAUUUUUAUGAUGUAUUCAUAAAAAGGAGCAACAAUUGACCCAAGUUCCAAGGCUCUAGUGAUUAUUCAUCCGUGUGUUCCCAUUCUCAAGGUUAUGUUAGGCCGGAUCCAGUCACAGUGCAUAUUUUGACAAAAAGGAAGUAUUUUUUCUGUUUUCACAUUCACAUCACCAGCAUGUAGUUUGAGUGAGGAAACUGGAGCACCUGCAGGAAAUGUGGGUCAAGAAGUGGGUUAUUUAUCCAAGAGGUUAGAUCAUAUGGACCUCAAACCAGCAAGCUGAGGGAAGUCCAUAGUGGCUUUCCUGGCUGUGGUUCUGUUGUUUGUUUGUGAUUGUUUUCAAUGAAUACAGUCUGAUAUAACACACAGGAACACACACAAACACACAAGCAUGCAGCAGCAGCAGCAGCACAAGAUGAAUACUGUCCUGCUCAGGACAUUGUAACCUGGAACUUUUUAACCACUCAAGGCUCUGCGAAAUCUCUUGAGUUGUGUGAUCAGCUUUAAAUAGAGAGCAGAUUGCGCACCUGAAUCUUCAUUGAAGGUUGUGAAAAAUCCCCUGAGGUUAUCACUGUCAUAAACAGAACCUAAAAAUAUUCCAAAACCUGAUAAUUUUAUUUAUUGUGGAGCAUUUUUGUCCUUUUCGAUGAUGAAUAGCGGUGCAUUAUUUUGAGUUAGAUUUGUCUAACAGGAAAAAUUUGGUUGUUUUACACUUCUAACUUAUAAUAUUGCUUAUAGGUCGAAGUCAUUGAUGUAUCAGCUACACGUAUCAAUAAAUUUAAUUUUAUCAAACUUUACGAUAAAACAUCUUCACCACAUCCUUACACAUGCAAUGUCAGGUUUUCCUGUUAACAUAACAAAGUAUAAUAAUCACAGAUGAAAUGAAAAAUUAUAGAUAUUGCCAAACCAACACAAUAUAUUAGUUUGAUUUGAAAAAUUUUAGAGGAAACAGGACAGAGGUAUAGUUGUUCCAUUGCUCAGCCAUUAGAUGUCAGUCAGAUUGGAGAAUUUAUCUUGAACAACACAGGUCCUUGUAAUUGUUAAAGUAUAAAUGCAUAAGAUUGUAAGAUUCUUGUUGUGUUUUUCACUUGUGCCUUGUCUUUUCUCGAAUUCAAUGUCUUGAAUAAAUUUAUUAAAACCUUCAUUGAAACAAACCACACCUCAUGUUAGUUUGUUAUGAAUAAAUAGAAUAAAGUAAUGUUGUAUUGGAGCACGCAUGUGUUCAUGAUGUUGAGGCUGUUUAGUGUAGAUUUACUUAUUCAAUAUUGAACGAUUUUUUUUAAACUCAACAAUAUUUUUAUUAGUUUUAUACAGAUAAAUACAGUACAGCACUUGAAAGAGCAUAAGAUACAAAGGAAGCACAUCACAAACACCCACUUUCCCUCAAGAUCCUGUCUACUGCUGGAUGUUCCUAUUGCUGUGUUUAAAUAACAAAUUCUGAAGCUUAAACAAAAAUAAUAAUCAUAAAAAAACAAGUAAGUGCUGGAAUUAGAUCUUGAAAUAUGUAAGACGUUGAGAAAUAAAAAGUUAAAAAAAAAUAAGUUAAAUGAACUAAUAUUAAAAGAUUUUUGAUCAGUUUCUGCCAUCAAUAUGUAAACAGGGACAUUUUUAUAACUUUUUUUUUGACAGUUUUGAGAAUAUUUAUUGAAAAGAAAAAUUGAGGUGUGGGAGCUACGAAUAAAAAACCAUACUGAAUUAACUGUACUGACAGAACUAACAUGAAAAUGGACUGUGAUGACGUCUUACCGACAGUACACUUUUUUAAAUACAGUUUGGGUAUCAACUUUUAUUAUUUCUCUAUUCAUUACAAAUAGGCACAUUUCCUUGAGGAGGCAACAUCCACGAGGCUUCAAAUACUCAGUGGCCGACUCAACUUGAUACUACCAUUGAUACAUGGGGUGAAUAAGAGGUUUAUGAUGACUGUCAGCAGUUGGUACCUGCACUUAACAGUAUACUGUAUAUAAAGAUGAUAUACAUAAUUAGAUAUUUAUUUUUUGUUGUAUAGCCUAUUCAUACCUGCAGUAACCAACGCUGUGUAUAUAUUUUUAGCAUAUUCAUUGCACCAUAUGGUAUAUUCAGUUCAUACCUGCACUGCCCAUAUGUACAUACCUUGCACUUUACUAUCUUGCACUUCUGGUUAGAUGCUAAACUGCAUUUCGUUGUUCCUGUACUUGUACUGUGUUCAACGACAAUAAAGUCGAACCUAUUCUAAUCUAACUGAUCUAAUCUAUAUGUUGUACCUGUAUAAGCACGGAGGUUUCAGCAUGAAAUCUGUUGCUUUGACAUAUCAGUGCCAGAUUUAAAGGCAGAGCUGGAAGUCCAGGACAGUGUUUCUGCAAUUCACUCUUCUACCACUAGAUGGUGGUAACGUACUGCUGACGUUUGAUAUGUCCACCGUCCUGAAAACCCACGAAGAAGAAGAAGGAAGUGAAAAAAAAAAAAAAAAAAAAACACCCAGCAGGUUCACUCGAGGAUCGGAGUUAAAAGCAGCCUCAACACUUCAGCUGUCAGGCGUGAAGUGGGUAGGUGAGCGAAAUUAUAUCCCAUUUCUUUCAGACAGACAUCAUCACUGCACUGUAGUUUUAAGAUGGCUGUUUUUUACUAUGCAGGCUUGGUGUAAAUCAUAAAAAUAACACGAAGCUAACGUUAGCUUAGCAAAUAAAUUUUACCUCUUACACAGGGCGGUUUUGUCGCUGUUAGCAAAGUAAAAUAUUAUACAUGUGAUGUUAAUAACAGGGUCGUCAUAAAGGAAUAUAAGUAAAACAGCAGUUGUCAUUAGUUGUUCGGUUGAAUGCGCACAUAGAGGAACGGUGAUAACGGGUUUUGCCUUGUCAAAUCUACUAUAACGUUCCUGUUUAUCUGUCAGAUUUAUAGUUUCUGUUGUGGUCAAGCUAAACUUUGGUCCCCCUCCCUCUAUCUCUCUCCAGGCUCCAUCUUCGUCCCUUAUGAAGAACCUGCAGGAACAGCCUACUGCUGCAGAUUAACAUCACCCGACCUUACAUAACGCUGUUGCUUCAAUGGUGGCCUGGAGGGGUCAACUGGAAAACCACUAGGCGGGCUUAAAAGCCAGUGAACCCCUUUCUUUCUUUCCCUCUUGAAGACAAAUGUUCUUUUGUCAUGGAUCCAGGUGUUGUGGAAGGUCUUGUUACCCUUGUCAUCAGGGCACCCAAUCAAAAGUACACUGACCAGACCAUCAACUGCUGCCAGAGCUGGACUGUGGAGAAGCUCAAAGCUCACCUGUCUGAUGUGUACCCAAGCAAACCCGUGAGUAUUUGGCUGGAGUUCAUAGUAAUAACUUUAUUUUUAUAGCACUUUUAAAAACAGAAGUUUACAAAGUGCUUUGAUAAACAGUCGUAAAGCACAGAACAUCAGCACAUAGUAUUAAAAACAAAUAAAAAAACCAAAAGCUCAGUUUUAUCUAAAGCUGCUGCCAUGGAAACAUGAAUAAAGAAGUAACUCUAGGGUCUUGUACAACACGUGUUUAGUUCCACCCACUCCCCUCUGUCAUGCAAGAUAACUAAACCCCCAUUGUGACUUUGUUAAGUCACAUGGGGGGGGUUCACAUCUUGUGUUUUUUAGCUGACAAAGAACAAGAUUAGAAAUGAACCAAUUUGAGGAACAUGGGACGAGUGUUUCCAUCUUGGCAUAAACCACAAGUAACAUAAGCUCUGUACUCUAAUGUGUCUGGUCUGACUGACUUUUUAACAGACUAAAAUGAUUCUGUAGCCCUAGCCCAUCAGUCAUUGUAACCUGUAUUGAUCUGCGAAUGUGUGGAGGAGUCACAGAGGUCUACAGAGAUAAUACCCGAAGGUAUUCUCCAAAGUAGAGGAAUUUGAAGGGAUAUUUCGGCGUAAAAUUGAUUUAGGGUCAAACACACUGUAACACCGAGUUAGACACCCCCUCCAGAGAUGAAUGCUGCCGACUGCUUGCUUCUCUAGUUAUACCAACUUUAGUAAUGACAGCAGGAAAGCAAUACACAACGGUCUGAGGAGCCAUAAACAAACCUCAACCAAAACCCCACUCUAUAGCCACAAAUAAUGCUCAGAACAGCACCUAACUUCAUCAACAGUACAUAUAGGGUCCCAGCCACAGCACUAGCCACCAAACAUCUUUAUAACUUUGCCUGAUUUCUUUAGCAAAGAGACUAAACACAACUCACCUACUCUCUUCCAGCAGCUGCUUGUGCUUAGCGAGACCCCGGGCCAGUCCAUUACGGACUACAGCGUGGUGCCGCAGCUUAAGGAAGAACAUUUAUGAUCAUUCAUCUCUCAAGGGGGUGUCUAACUCGGUGUUACGGCGUGUUUGACCCUAAAUUAAAUUUACAACGGAAUAUCCCUUCAAACUUCUUUUAAAAAGACCUCAGUCUGUACUCUUUCCCUCACAGUGAAAGGAAGGUCUUCAUGUCCCUGUUGUGUUGUGCCGUCACUCUGACAUAGUUCCUUUUUUUCCUCUCUUUCUUGGUCUAAUCUUUGCAAGGACAAAAAGACAAACUUCUCCUUUGUUGGGCUGCAGAAGUAACUUCUGCUGGGAUAUACUGUCAUUGGUGGUAUUUGUCUAACAUUUACCCAUAGUUUGAAGCAACUGGAAUUCAGAAAGAAAUGCACUCAGUUGAAAGUCUUGAAUGGAUGAGCAGUGAAUGUCGGCUUUAAGAGGAGACUCUGACCUGGUUCUAAAGCAAGUGUAAUCCACCGUUAAGACCUAUUUAUCCUAAUUAAGGUAACUAUAAUCUUGAAUGCGUGGCAUUUACACACACAAAUCUGUAUCUUUUAUGGCUGUGAUCUAUAUCUGUAGACAUGUUAAAGAAGAUCAAACAAAAAACAACAGUGAACAGAUUCCAGUUUUGUAUUUUUGCAGACAUGUUCUCUCCCUUGGCCUCAUUUAAAGUAUGAUUUUGUAUUUUUAGAGCUCCAAAGACCAGAGGCUGGUAUAUUCUGGGAAGCUGCUUCUGGAUCACUUCACGCUAAAAGAUGUGCUCAGGAAGGUAGGUUCUCUCUGUUGCAGAUAAAAUAAUAAUAAUAAUAAUAAUAAUAAUAAUAAUAAUAAUAAUAAUAACAAUAAUAAUGAUAAAGAUCAGGAUGAUAAUAAUAAUAAUGAUAAUGAUAAAUAAAUAAAUAAUAAUAACAAUAAUAAUGAUAAAGAUAAGGAUGAUAAUAAUAAUAAUGAUAAUAAAAAAUAAUAAUAAUGAUAAUUGUAACUAAUAAUAAUAAUAAUUAAUAAUAAUAGUAACAACAACCAUUACAACAAUAAUAAAAAUAAUAAUACUAAUAAUUAUUAUUAUUAUUGGAAAUUUUUAUUUAUAUUGCGCUUUAUAUCUGAGAAAACAGAUCUCAAAGUGCAUACAGUGAAAGGCGACAAUAAAAACAACAAAUAAAAGUAAACAACAUUAAAAGGCAAUAGUAAAAACAACAAUAUUACGUAAAUUAUAUUUGAUCCAUUUCAGUCAAAUUAAAGCUUAUAAAAUGCUCAGUGUGUUGAGUGUUCAUUUUCAUUGUGUGGAUGUACGCUGUAUUAUGUACAUUAUGCAUGAAAACUUUAAUUUCUUUUUUUCAUCAGAGUGUUUUUAGUUAAAUUUGGAGCACAAAACUGACAGUUUAGAACUGGCAGUUAAUUAUACAGUACCUAAAAGUGCAUCUAGUGAAAUGAGCUUUUAAUUUAAUUUAUCAAUUAAUUAAAAUAAUUUAUCAAUGUAAGGAAGAAAUCUUUUUUUUUUUUUUUUAAUUUCAGAGAAAAAAAAAAAAAAGAGAUGUUAAGAACAGCACUGUAUGUUUUCAUCUUUGAUAAAAUGAGGCAAAGUACUGCCACAAAGUUUAAAAGUGUUUUCAUUCUCUGAACAUGCAAUACCUGGACACUGUUUGAUAAUAACCUGGCCUGGCUUCCACAGCAGGACGAGUACCAUAUGCUCCAUCUGGUCUGUGCCUCAAGAACCCCUCCCAGCUCUCCAAAGCCCCCCCGCAGCCACGCUAACAAGCCUCAGGAGAGCUCGCCUGGUCCCACGGUAGGUCAACAACACACUCAUCACACCCUUCUUCUCAUUUCAUCAUCCCCACAUUCCCUUUCAUCAUCAUCCACGGUACUGCUGCAAUCUGCAGCUCCCCGAGGAUCUAUGAGGUGUCAUGAUGAACAAUCCACCAUGACUGAUUUAAAGAACUUUUUCUGUCUGGUCACAGCCCUUGCAGAACUCUACUAGUUCUUUCCCUGGUCAGCAAAGGCAGGCAUCUACAGCGGUGGGUGGAGAUGGACUCAGACAGCGAGCUGGACACUUUCCAGACCCGCAUAUGUAUGCACAAUUUAUGCACAGGUGAGCUGUUGACUGAUGAAAAUUUGAUCAGUACUGCAGCACAGAUGUGCACAGACCCAUGUAGGUGUGUGCUUGGAGAUAUACAGCCUAUUGUGUGAGUGUAACUACUGUUUAAGCAUGUUGAUCUCAUGUGUGAAUAGAGGUAGAGGAGAGGACAUUAUCGUUUCUGUCUCUUAGAUUGAGCCUGUAACAUUUACAUGAUAGGACAGUCUAAUAGGAAGACUGCUCCUCCUUGUAUUGUGUCACAGUCGAUCACCCAGCAGUGCUCAGUCAUUCAUUUGUGCCUCUCAUGCGAGGAAUUUUUCAGCACUUUCCUGACAGUUUUCUUUCUUAUUGUGUGGUAACAUAGCGGGUGAAUGACAGCGUUUGUUCUGCUGUUUAUAAAGUUAAAACAGCGAAAUCUGAUUCGUCAGCAGGCUGUGCAGGAACAUCACAACCUUGAGCAUAAUGACUUCUUGUUGUGAAGAGACAGUGUCUGGACAGUGUGCGCUGUAUACUGUGCUUCUGUUCAUUUUUCUCCCGCUUCUACAGCACUUGUAUAACCCAGGUUAGGCUAAAUUGAUCCAUUAUGAUUAGAAAAUACCCCAAAAUUUUGAUAAUUUAUAAUUCCCUUUUUUAAUUUAGAAGGAGUAAUAUUAAACAUCAGUCAACAGGUUUUGUUAGUGUGAGAUCUUGCGGCAUUUUAUCAUUUUGCUGAGAUUUUCAGUUGUGAAAUGUUAGUUUCCCCACUGCUAAUGUAGAUUUUAAAUUGUGCAAGUUGUGAUGAUACAUCUUUACAACUGUCUCACAUCUAUAGAUUCAUAUUUCACAGAUUAACAGCAGCUCUAUUAACUCUGUGUACGUGCUUGCAUCGUUUGAAAUAAACAUUUCUUUUCUUCCAGUUGGAAUCAGUACUCCUCACUGUCAGCUCCUCCCACAAACAUGCCCACUUACAACCCUAUGACACUAAUGUGGUGGCAGCAGCUCUACGCCCGACAGUACUACAUGCAUUAGUAGGUUCUUCAAUUUUCUGUCCCGACAUCUGUGUUGAAUGUUUAGCGACACUAUCAAAAUAAAAGCCCCCUCUUCUCUUCUCUUCUCCCGCAGUCACUUACUGGCCGCCUCCUCUCAGCACCUGCAGCCAGAUCCGCCCUCACCUCCGUCAAUCCAGCCCGAUCAGGUGUACCAGCAACCUCUGGAAAAUCACCGUGGCAACCCAGAAGUUCAAAUGAACGCCCAGGGUGGGGAGAUCCUGAACGAGGAGGAGCUGAAUCGGGAUUGGCUGGACUGGGUCUACACAUUUUCACGCGCCGCGAUCUUACUAAGUGUGGUUUACUUCUACUCGUCCUUCAGCCGCUUCAUCAUGGUGAUGAUGGCCAUGCUGGUGCUUUACCUGUGAGUACUGAUACAAAUGCAAAGAUAUUUUAACAUUAAAAUAAAAGAAUUGGCUUUUUGUGAAAGGAAUAUUCCGCCGUAAAAUUAAUUUAGUGUCAAACCCACCGGAACACCGAGUUGGACACCCCCUCGAGAGAUGAAUGUUGCCGACCGCUUGCUUCUCUAGUUAUACCAACUUUAGUAACGACCACAGGAUAGCAAUACACAGCGGUUUAUGGAGCCACACACAAACCUCAACCAAAACGCCACUCUAUAGCCACAAAUAAUGCUCAGAACAACACCUAACUUCAUCAACAGUUCAUAUAGGGUCCCAGCCAUAGCACUAGCCACCAAACAUGUUUUUAUUUUUGCCUGAUUUCUUUAGCAAAGAGACUAAACACAACUCACCUACUCUCUUCCAGCAGCCGCUUGUUUGAAGCGAGACCUCUGGCCAGUCCAUUAAGGACUAAAGCGGGGUGACACAGCUCAAGGAAGAACAUUUAUGAUCAUUUCUUUAUUAUUUCCUUGAAGUAAAAAUCAUCAUAUUAAUCAUUUUGCACUGCAGACGCGGUAGUUCUUCUGUCUUAGCGUCUCGGUCUGAUUGCAUUUCCAUGAAGAAAUGAUCAUAAAUGUUCUUCCUUGAGCUGUGUCACCCCGCUGUAGUCCGUAAUAGACUGGCCUGAGGUCUCGCUACAAACAAGGGGCUGCUGGAAGAGAGUAGGUGAGUUGUGUUUAGUCUCUUUGCUAAAGAAAUCAGGCAAAGUUAAAAAGAUGUUUGGUGGCUAGUGCUGUAGUUAGGACCCUAUAUGUACUGUUGAUGAAGUUAGGUGCUGUUCUGAGCAUUAUUUGUGGCUAUAGAGCGGCGUUUCGGUUGAGGUUUGCCCGUGGAGACGUAGACCGCUGUAUAUUGCUAUCGUGGGGUCGUUGCUCAAGUUGGUGGAACUAGAGAAGCAAGCGGUCGGCAACAUUCAUCUCUCGAGGUGGCCUCUAACUCUGUGUUACGGUGUGUUUGACCCUAAAUUAAUUUUACGCCGGAAUAUCCCUCAAAUAUAAGAAUCACGUUAUAUCCGAACUGAAAAUCUAUUCUUUUGUGUUCGCAGGCAUCAGACCGGUUGGUUUCCCUUCAACCUGGAGAAUGAACUGUUUCCAGACAGAGCCAAUCAGGAAGAGGCGGAGGCAGAGCUGCAUGAUCUUAACAUGCAAGAAAUGGUAACUGUGUUUCUUUAUCACGGCCUUUAAAAAAAACAACAUUAUUACUGCCACUAAUGACGAUGCUGAAAGUUAUCUACAGUAGUUGUUUCUGCUGCACAGGCCCUCACAGCUCAGAUGUUACAUGUUUCCUUGUUAGCUUCACUACUAAGAGAUUACAGGCAAAAUGGAAACAAUGGUUUAUUGUAUCUGGUUGAUAAGGUUUUGCUGCUUUAACCCGUUUGAUGGAUCUAACAGUUGUUUCAUAAUUGUUUAAACCUUUAAUCAACAACAGUCUGAUUUUAGUAGCCCAAGCUGUGAUCUAAUCUCUUUUAAAGUUUGAUAUUAUCUUUCUGGCAUCUCUCAAGUAAAACAUAUUUUUAGGCGAUCCAGCUCACUGCCUGUGUGAGUUGGUCUGUAUUUCACUGCAUCAUCUUCUCACCUGUCUCUCUCCUGCACAGGAUGGACUGGUAGAUGACGGCUCAGACGACGACGGGGAAUCCGGCGAGGAAGGCGCAGAAGAUCCAAACAGCGGGCCCCACACAGGCUUCCUGUCCUCCACUUGGUCCUUCAUCAUCACCUUCUUUAUGUCGCUGAUCCCAGAGGGGCCGCCUAACGCUGCUAACUGAACCGCGAGUCGCCACAGACCGCCGCAGGAGCACACGUUUGACGUUAAGAUGAGGAUGUACGUCCUACCUGCUUGGGGGAAACCAUUUCUGUUUCAAUGCAGUGUUCUCGUUUCCCUUUAGUCGACUUUGUUACAUAUCAGAGACUUUGAGCUGAAAUUGGAAUGACUGAUUUAACCUGAAAAAAGGGCAAAGUCUUUCUAUAGCUUGGAAAAGUGUCAUAUGAGAUGAUUUUUAGUUGAAGUGAUAGAUACAAGGAGUGCUAGUGAUGCCUUGUAAAAACACCCAGACUUGCACUGUUUGUGUUUGAAGACAGGGACAGCAGGCACAUUUAAGAAAAAAAACGAAGCAGCACUACUUUAAGUUGACUAAUCUUUUUUUUUUUUCUUUAAGAAGCUGCAAUAUUAGUUGAAAGUGUUUUUUGUAUUGUAAAGAUUUUGGGUUAUAUUAAAUGAUUUAAAAAUGAAACUUUAAAGGGCACCUUAGGUCUAAAAGUUCAACGUGAAUAAUAAACUGGAAGAUGCGGCGCCUGCAAGGACUUAAGAGGAGAGUCUGGCCGCAUUGUUGCGGUGAUAUAAUGCUGAGAUGGAUGUUAGGCUCAUAAGAGUAAAAAUUUUUUUGUAUUCUGUUAUGUAAUGCACCACCUAUCUUCAGACAAGCUGACAGAACUAAAUAGAUCCACCACCAUGAGGUCAUGCACCAUGAAGCAGAUAAAAGUCACCUCUGCAAAUGUCUGAUUGUGAACUAAAGCGCUGUCAUCGUUACCAGAGGACAAAAACUUACACACUACAGUAUGUGAGACUGGCUGCUGCUGUUACCUUUAACAUGUUGUGCAUAAAUGAUGUUGAUUAAACCUCCAAUUAUGGUGAUGAAGUCACUCUGUUUA